AUGGCAAAUGGCUUUUACAUCUUUUGUGGUCAUGUACUUGAUUACAGCAACAUAGUCUGUCCAUUUAACACACAUGUACUUGAUUACAGCAACAUAGUCUGUCUAUUUAACACACAUGUACUUGAUUACAGCAACAUAGUCUGUCUAUUUAACACACAUGUACUUGAUUACAGCAACACAGUCUGUCUAUUUAACACACAUGUAAUUGAUUACAGCAACAUAGUCUGUCUAUUUAACACACAUGUACUUGAUUACAGCAACAUAGUCUGUCUAUUUAACACACAUGUACUUGAUUACAGCAACAUAGUCUGUCUAUUUAAUACACAUGUACUUGAUUACUGCAACAUAGUCUGUCUAUUUAAUACACAUGUACUUGAUUACAGUAUCAUAGUCUGUCCAUUUAUUACACAUCUACUUGAUUACAGCAACAUAGUCUGUCCAUUUAAAACACAUGUACUUGAUUACAGCAACAUAGUCUGUCUAUUUAACACACAUGUACUUGAUUACAGCAACAUAGUCUGUCUAUUUAACACACAUCUACUUGAUUACAGCAACUUAGUCUGUCCAUUUAAUACACAUGUACUUGAUUACAGCAACAUAAUCUGUCUAUUUAACACAUAUGUACUUGAUUACACCAACAUAAUCUGUCUAUUUAACACACAUGUACUUGAUUACAGCAACAUAGUCUGUCCAUUUAAUACACAUGUACUUGAUUACAGCAACAUAAUCUGUCUAUUUAACACACAUGUACUUGAUUACACCAACAUAAUCUGUCUAUUUAACACACAUGUACUUGAUUACAGCAACAUAGUCUGUCCAUUUAAUACACAUGUACUUGAUUACAGCAACAGGGUCUGUCCAUUUAAUACACAUGUAUUUGAUUACAGCAAAAUAGCCUGUCUAUUUAACACACAUGUACUUGAUUACAGCAACAUAGUUUGUCUAUUUAAUACACAUUUACUUGUGUAUUUAUUAAACAGGUUUUCCACCAAGAUAUUGUGUAUUUUUGUUUUUUUUUCUCAUUCCUUCAUUAUAUUGUACCCAUGGACUGAAUGUUAG
This is a messenger RNA of Lottia gigantea (owl limpet), 1059 nucleotides long. RefSeq lists its product as hypothetical. NCBI's taxonomy places the organism in Eukaryota, Metazoa, Mollusca, Gastropoda, Lottiidae. The transcript has a single exon. The record is from RefSeq and is a predicted model, not a curated record. Bases 1 to 1059 code for a protein of 352 amino acids.